AUGUCCGCUCAAACGCCACCUGCUACAGAGCAUAUCUACGAGCCGUCCAAGGUGACCGAAGGGGCGACCUUGCCGAGAUCUGAAGAUCUUGAAACAUACCACCUGUGCCCAGAAGCCGGACUCAUUGUGUGGGCUGUCCCCGGACCACUCCGCGACAUCGCGGUCUUGGAUAUCACUGCGCCCCCUCCCGAGGCCUUCGCAAGACAGCAGCCUUUCGCCAUCUUCGGGCCAAACGACGAGCCAACAACCUUUCAUCCCAUUGCAUCAUUACCCGCCGUAUACCCUCUUGUCUCUGGUUUGACUGUUUGUGUCGACCACCUGGAGGAAUUCAUGAGCGAAUGCGAAAUCAUGUCCGAGCAGCAUGAUUUUGAGCCUGGCAGCGAAGACAGAGACACCAACGAGUACUGUAUUUGCGAGGAGUGCAAGGAGCACCCUUUUUUGUUAUACAAGCAGCCGCCAAAGCUCUACGUGGAGGCCAAGGGGAAGCCAUACGUGACCCUUGGAGACGUUGUGUUGGCUGUCAACGGCUGGAUCCCCAAGAUCUGGCAGGACAUCCUCCUUGCUGAGAAAGCAAUGUUCGACGAAUACGGCACGCAAUGGCCUCCUCUGCCCGCAGACACGAAAUUCUGGAUCAAUGGGCCGUUUCUUCCGACGGAAAUUAUGCUUGGGCGUCAAGAACCUACGGGUUCAGGAAGCCUCCGGGGCAGAGAAAAGUAUUGGCAGGAGUGCAUUAGCGUGGUAGCAAAGCGGCAAAGUGAACUUCGGGAUAAGGCUAUGUAG
This is a messenger RNA of Colletotrichum spaethianum, 780 nucleotides long. RefSeq lists its product as uncharacterized. The transcript has a single exon. Lineage: Eukaryota; Fungi; Ascomycota; Sordariomycetes; Glomerellales; Glomerellaceae. The record is from RefSeq and is a predicted model, not a curated record. Bases 1 to 780 code for a protein of 259 amino acids.